Molecule: messenger RNA, 1731 nt
Organism: Penicillium lagena
Lineage: Eukaryota; Fungi; Ascomycota; Eurotiomycetes; Eurotiales; Aspergillaceae
Product: putative MFS transporter
Exons: 2
Coding region: 1-1731 (576 amino acids)
Biological process (GO): transmembrane transport
Cellular component (GO): membrane
Molecular function (GO): transmembrane transporter activity
Source: RefSeq, a predicted model, not a curated record
AUGGCCCCGGAACACCAUGAGCCCCUCGACCGCGACGACCGCGAGGAUGCGCCGUUUCUUGCCCCUUCAGCCCCCGGGUCCCCCGUGCGCGCACGCCAUUCUCACAGUGACUCCAAACCGAGGAUCUCAUCAGACCUGAGGCCCGAGCCCACUAAUGCCUCCGCCAAAGCCAUUGGGUUCCGCCUGAAAGUGAUCCUGUUCGCCAUGAUCCUCAUGGUCGAAGUCGGGUUCGCCUUCCUGGAAGGACCGAUGGUCCGUAUCUUCGAGGCGAUUGCCUGUCGCCAGUACUAUGGCGAGGUCGAUCCGUCCAAAAUUGGCGCGAAUGGCCAAGUGCCCGAGAAAUUGUGCAAACUACCGGACAUCCAGUCGGAAUUGGCGGCGGUCAAGGGGUACCACGUGUUCUUUGAUGGAUUGAUGACUGCUCUCCUCGCCUUCCCUUACGGUCUGCUGGCAGACCGGCGCGGCCGCAAACCCACGCUUUGCCUGGCCAUCCCCGGCUUUGCCAUUCACACGAUCAUCAUCCUGACUGUGACGUGGUUCUCGGACAUUUUCCCCCUGCGCGCGGUCUGGCUGUCUUGCCUGGCCUGGCUGGUCGGGGGUGGUCCAGUUGUGGCGUUUGCCAUUAUCUGGACCAUGAUGGCCGACGUGACCACCGAGUCGGAGCGAUCUGCGCUCUUCUUCCAGUUCGGCAUUGUCUCCAUGGGCGCUGAUUUUGUGUUCAGCGCGGUCAGUUCAUGGCUGAUGACCAUGAAUCCAUGGGUGCCUAUGCUAAUCGGCUGGGGGAUUGUAUUCGCUGGCAUGUCGCUCACACUGUUUCUGCCAGAGACCAAGCAUGCCUUGCCAGAUGGCAAACCCGAGCCCUCUCACGUCGAGCUCUCGGAACUAUCCGAGAACAGCGAACCCAAACAUCACUAUCACAAGCCCGAAGGACCGGGCCUAUAUCACGACGACAGUGACCUGGACCUCGACGGUGAAGACCCCCUGUCCGCGGCCCCUCCUAGCGCGUAUCCGCGUCAGUCCCUGCUGGCCAGGUGCCGCGCUAACUACAGAUUUUAUGUGGCGCCGUAUACAUUCAUCCUGAACCGGAAGCCGGUUUUACUUCUGCUGAGCGCAUUCUUAGUGUACCGCCUGAGUCGGGGCUCGUCUUGGUUCCUGACCCAGUACAUUUCCACGCGGUAUAAAUGGACCCUCGCGCAGGCCAACCUGUUGGUGUCCUUCAAGCCUCUGGUGUCUGUGCCACUUUUCCUCUGGGGAAUCCCGUAUAUCAAGAAUCGGAUGUUGAAUCCGCGACGCUCGGUCGCCGAAAAGGAUCUCUGGCUGGCUCGUGCGAGUCUCUGCUGCCUCACGGUGGGAACUCUCGGGAUCGGCCUCUCCCCGUCCGUGGCGGCUCUGAUCCCUAGCCUGAUCAUCCAGACCUCCGGGUCGGGGUUCAUGUUUCUGACGCGCUCACUGAUCACCACACUGGUGGAAAGAGACCAGACCGCGCGUCUAUACACGGCGAUCGAGAUCCUGCAAUCGCUCGGCAACGUCGUGGCCAGUCUGACCAUCACGUCGGUCUUCCAGCUGGGCCUGCAACUUGGCGGGUUCUGGAUCGGCCUGGCGUGGAUGAUGACGAGUUGUCUGUUUUGCUUGGUCGGUCUGGCCAUCUACUGUUUCCAACUGCCGACCUCGUCGUCCGCAGCGCCAGAGUUUGUGGUUGGGGAGCUUGACGAGGAGGAACACGUGGAGUGA